Molecule: messenger RNA, 3435 nt
Organism: Camellia sinensis
Lineage: Eukaryota; Viridiplantae; Streptophyta; Magnoliopsida; Ericales; Theaceae
Source: RefSeq, a predicted model, not a curated record
CUGUCUUUCAUAGCUUUCUAUUCUAUUCUAUUAAUAACAAACAAGCCUACAAUACAAUGACAUUCUUGUCCAAUACACUUCCCAACCACUUUCUUUCUUUCCCACGCCUUUUACUCUGCCUCAUCAUCCUUGCAUUCCCCACUUUUUUUUAUUAUGCUGCUUUUGCUUCUUCCUUAACUGGAAAACAAGCAACUGAACCCACGGCUCUCUUGACGUGGAAAGCUACCCUUCACAACCAAACGCAAACUCUCCUGUCCUCCUGGGUUGGAACCAACCAUUGCACUUGGCUUGGAAUUCAUUGCAACAAGGCCGGUAGAGUUGCCCGUAUAGACCUUCAGAGUUAUGGUUUGAAAGGUACUCUUUCUAAUCUUAAUUUCUCAUCCUUCCCUCAUCUCAUCACCCUUCAACUUCCAAACAACUCACUUUAUGGGACCAUCCCCUCCCAUAUUGGUAGCCUUUCAAGACUCACCGUCCUUAUCUUGGCACUUAACGAUCCCUCUGGAACAAUUCCGACCGAAAUAGGCCAACUAACUAAUCUAAGGAUCUUGUUCCUCAAUAGAAACCAAAUCGGUGGCUCCAUCCCUCAACAAAUAGGAUUGCUCAACUCUCUCAAUGAGCUUAGCUUGUAUGCUAACAAUCUCACGGGUUCAAUCCCUUCUUCAAUUGGAAACUUGGGCAACUUAACCAGUCUGCACCUUUAUGACAACCAACUUUCCGGAUCAAUCCCUCGAGAAAUUGGGAUGCUGAGGUCUCUAGUUGAUCUCGAACUCCAAAGGAACAACCUCACUGGUUCAAUCCCUCAAGAAAUUGGGAUGCUCAGGUCUCUCGUUGGUCUCGAUUUCUCAGGGAACAAGCUCACAGGUUCAAUCCCUGCAUCUGUAGGGAACUUGAGCAACUUAAUCACAUUGUUCCUUUUCGAGAACAGACUUUUUGGAACCAUUCCCCCAGUGUUCAACAAUCUUACACAUUUAACAACGUUUUGCAUAAGUGAAAACAUGUUCAAUGGUCAUAUCCCAGAAGGCCUAUGCUUUAAUGGAUUGCUGGUUAUUUUUACAGCAAAUGAUAAUAAUCUCAUAGGUCCCAUCCCAAAAAGCUUGAGAAAUUGCUCUAGCUUAUAUAGAGUUAGGCUUGAAAGAAACCAACUUUCGGGAAAUAUAUCAGAAGAUUUUGGCAUAUACCCAAACUUGGAUUACAUUGAUUUGAGUCAUAACAAUUUCUACGGUGAGGUAUCCCAAAAAUGGAAGAAGUGCCAUAAUCUAACUAGUCUCAAAAUAUCAAACAAUAAUAUUUCUGGUGAGAUACCACCUGAAAUAAUGGAUUCAACUCAACUAUGUCUUCUUGACCUCUCUUCAAAUCACCUAGUUGGACAGAUCCCAAUGAAAUUAGGAAAGAUGGUUUCACUGUUCAACCUUAGGUUGGAUGAUAACCAUCUAUCAGGGAAUAUUCCUCUAGAAUUCAGCAAGUUGUCCAAUCUACAAUAUCUUAACUUGGCAAGAAAUGAUCUGAAUGGUUCAAUCCCUGGAGGACUAGGGGAGUGCAAGAAACUUUUGAACUUGAAUUUGAGCAAUAAUAGAUUUGGGGAAAGCAUUCCUUCUGAAAUAGGUCAUGUGCAUAACCUUCAAAGUCUUGAUCUUGGUCACAAUUUGCUAAUAGGUAAGAUACCACAGCAGAUUGGAGAAUUGCAACUAUUAGAAAUACUAAAUCUCUCCCAUAAUGAACUCUCUGGUUCCAUUCCAUCAUCUUUCGAGAAUAUGUUAAGUUUGACAUUGGUAGAUGUAUCUUUCAAUCAGUUGGAGGGUCCUAUUCCCAAAAUGAAAGCCUUCCGUGAGGCUCCAUUUGAGGCACUCAAAGGUAAUAAAGGUUUAUGUGGUAAUGCUACUGGUCUGAAGGCUUGCUUGAAAAAAUUGAAUGAUGGGGAUGUUGAAAAAAAGGGCAAGAAAGUUAUGUUACUAACUAUACUUCUUGUUUUUGGAAUUUUGUUUCUUUUGCUAAUGGUUCUUGGCAUUUUCAUGGCUUUUCGUAAGAAAGUGAGGAACACAAAAAACGAGCCAUCACGAGUAAACCAUGAUAAUGUUUUUGCAAUAUGGAGCUAUGAUGGAAAAAUGGUCUAUGAAAACAUCAUUGAAGUCACUGAGAACUUCAGUGCCAAAUAUUGUGUUGGAGAGGGAGGAUAUGGUACCGUUCAUAGAGCUGACCUACCAAAUGGUCAAGUAGUUGCUGUGAAGAAACUUCAUGCAAAACUUGAUGAUGACUGGGCUAAUCUAAAAGGGUUUACAAGUGAGAUCCGUGCAUUAACUGAGAUUCGGCAUCACAACAUUGUAAAGCUGUAUGGUUAUUGUUCACACCCAAGGCACUCGUUUUUGGUUUAUGAGUUCUUGGAAGGGGGAAGCUUGGGAAAGGUACUAAGCACGGACGAUGAUAUAGUAGUCUUUGAUUGGAUGAAGAGAGUGAACACUGUUAAAGGUGUGGCAAAUGCUCUGUCUUAUAUGCACCAUGAUUGUUUUCAACCAAUCAUCCAUCGAGAUAUAUCAAGCAAGAAUGUUUUGUUUGAUUUGGAGUAUGUGGCUCACAUCUCUGAUUUUGGCACAGCUAGAUUUAUGAAUCUCAACUCAUCCAAUUGGACUUCAUUUGCUGGGACCUUUGGUUAUGCUGCUCCUGAACUUGCUUAUACAAUGGAAGUGAAUGAGAAGUGCGAUGUUUAUAGUUUUGGGGUGCUAGCACUGGAAGUGAUUAUGGGGAAGCAUCCGGGUGAUCUAAUCUCUUCUUUAUUGUCAUCCUCAUCCUCAUCAUCAACAUCGAUUGCGCAAGGGAUAUUUUUGAAGGACGUCUUGGACCAACGCCUCCUACUUCCGAGGAAUGAAGUGGCAGAGCAAGUAGUUGUUGUUGCGAAACUAGCAUUUGCAUGUUUACACACCACUCCACUGUCUCGGCCAACCAUGCAACAAGUUGCUAUGAUACUAUCAAAGCAAAGGCCAACACUGCAAAAUCAAUUCUACACGAUUACAUUAGGACAACUCUUUGACAUCAACUGCGCGAGCUCUUAAGUAGCUGCUGAGCAAGAUUUUCCAUGGGAACUUGGCUCCACUGUUAUUGGACAUGUAUGACUUUAGUCUUGAGUUCCAAAAGCCAAGAGAACCAAGCUUGUUUUUCGAGAAUUGCAAGGAUUCAACUGACUCUUCGUUGGUCAUCUCAACCAGAGGGCAAUCAUCUAAGUUUUGGGUGGGUUUGUUUGUCCUGUUUUAUGUGUUUUGUUUUGAUUUUGCUUCUAGCAGGGUAGUGGUGCGUUGCGGUGUGUUGCUUUCAUUUUUUAGGAUUUUGUCUCCUAUACUAGACUUAGGUGGUGUUUUUCUUUCGAUCUCUCUAUUCCUAUGGUUCACUUGUGAUUGCUUUGUAUAUGAAAUGAAGUUCAUGAAUCACACCUAUGAUAUUUAACAA